UCUGCGAGAAUCUGCAGCUUUCCAGGGCAAUUAUUUUUUUUUGGUUUAAGCUGAAGGAAACUAACGUCUAUGCUAAUUGUUGGUGAUAUUUCGUCUGCAAACCUGAAUGUAGCCAUAAUCUUUUGUUUUUUACGUCGGGAGAGAGAGAGAAACGUUCGUGAUAGAUAUAUUUGUGUCUGAUUCAACAUUGGAUUCAUGGUGGAGAAACUUCCCGGGAAACACCUUCUGAUUGGGUUCUCAGGGAUUAUCUCUAAUGUUUCAAGGAUAAUCUAACCAGAUUUGGACGUAACAAUGGCUGCUUUGGGGUCGCUCGUCUGGGUAGAAGACACAGAUGAUGCCUGGAUAGAUGGAGAAGUUGUCGAAGCUAACGAUGAUGAUGUCAAAGUCAUCUGCCAAACCAAGACGGUUGUGGCAAAGGCAAAUGCUGUCUACCCCAAGGACCCUGAGUUUCCUGAACUUGGUGUCGAUGACAUGACCAAGCUUGCCUAUCUGCAUGAACCAGGGGUUCUUCUCAAUCUAAAGGCCCGGUACAAUGCAAAUGAAAUAUAUACAUACACAGGGAAUAUACUGAUAGCUGUAAAUCCCUUUAAAAGAUUACCACACCUAUACGGAAAUGAUAUAAUGGAACAAUAUAAAGGCUCGGAUUUUGGAGAGUUAAGCCCACAUCCUUUUGCUGUUGCUGAUUCUGCAUACAGAAAAAUGAUCAACGAGGGAGUAAGCCAGGCGAUCUUGGUGAGUGGAGAAAGCGGUGCUGGGAAGACAGAGAGCACAAAGAUGCUCAUGCAGUAUCUUGCAUUCAUGGGCGGAAAAGCUCAGAGUGAAGGACGCUCCGUAGAACAGCAAGUUUUGGAGUCAAAUCCAGUUUUAGAAGCUUUUGGUAAUGCCAAAACCGUCAAAAACAAUAAUUCAAGUCGUUUUGGUAAAUUUGUGGAGAUUCAAUUCAAUCAUAUGGGAAGAAUCUCAGGAGCUGCUAUUAGAACAUAUUUGCUUGAGAGGUCAAGAGUUUGCCAAGUUUCUGAUCCUGAAAGAAACUAUCAUUGCUUUUACAUGCUUUGCGCUGCGCCAGAACAGGAAAUUGAGCAGUACAAGUUGGGGGAACCAAGCACAUUUCACUACCUAAAUCAAUCGAAUUGCUAUUCGUUGAGUGCACUUGAUGAUGCCAAGGAGUAUCUAGCUACGAGGAAAGCUAUGGAUGUUGUUGGGAUUAGUUCUGAAGAGCAGGAUGCAAUCUUCCGGACAGUUGCUGCUAUCCUUCAUCUAGGAAACAUUGAGUUUGAAAAGGGAGAAGAAUCAGAUGCUGCAGAGCCUAAGGACGAUAAAUCCCGGUUCCAUCUGAAAGUGGCUGCUGAACUUUUCAUGUGUGAUGAGAAAGCUCUAGAAGACUCCUUGUGCAAAAGAGUGAUGGUGACUCGUGGUGAAAGCAUUACAAAGUCGCUUGAUCCUGGUAGUGCAGCUCUAAGCAGAGAUGCUCUUGCCAAGAUUGUCUAUUCUAAACUGUUUGAUUGGCUUGUGACUAAGAUCAAUAACUCCAUUGGACAAGACCCAAGUUCAGAAUACAUUAUUGGAGUCCUGGAUAUAUAUGGAUUCGAGAGUUUUAAGACAAACAGCUUUGAACAGUUUUGUAUAAACCUGACAAACGAGAAGCUGCAACAGCAUUUCAACCAGCAUGUGUUCAAAAUGGAGCAAGAAGAGUAUACUAAAGAAGAGAUUGACUGGAGUUACAUAGAGUUCAUUGAUAAUCAAGAUGUUCUCGAUCUUAUAGAAAAGAAACCUGGUGGGAUUAUUGCCCUUAUCGAUGAGGCUUGUAUGUUUCCAAAAUCAACACAUGAUACACUUGCACAAAAGCUAUACCAGACAUUUAAUGGCCACAAGCGUUUCACCAAACCAAAAUUGGCUCGUACAGACUUUACCAUAUGCCAUUAUGCUGGUGAUGUCACUUAUCAGACUGAACUGUUUUUGGACAAGAACAAAGAUUACGUUGUUAGAGAACAUCAAGCUCUCAUGAACUCUUCAGACUGCUCCUUUGUCUCAUCUUUGUUUCCAAAAUUGCGAUUGGAAUCCUCCAACUCAUCAAAGUUCUCAUCAAUAGGCUCUCAAUUCAAGCAACAACUACAAUCUUUACUCGAGACGUUGAACACCACAGAGCCUCACUACAUACGCUGUGUUAAACCAAAUAACGUUCUUAAGCCAGAGAUUUUUGAGAACAUUAACGUUCUGCAUCAACUUAGGUGUGGGGGGGUCUUGGAAGCCAUUAGGAUUAGUUGUGCUGGAUAUCCUACUAGAAAGCCUUUCAGUGAAUUUUUAACUAGGUUCCGAAUUUUAUUCCCGGAGGCUGCAAACAAAAGCUUUGACGAAGUUGAUGCUUGCAAAAAGCUAUUAGCAAAAGUGGAGCUAAAAGGUUUUCAGAUAGGGAAGACAAAGGUGUUUCUUAGGGCAGGUCAGAUGGCAGAACUGGAUGCUCACCGAUCUGAAGCUCUUGGCCACUCAGCUAGGAUCAUACAGAGAAAAGUCCUAACUUAUCAAUCUCGUAAAAAAUAUAUGAUGUUGCAGUCUGCUUCAAGAGAUAUCCAAGCCUUUUGUAGAGGGCGCAUGGCGCGGCUUCAGUUUGAGUCCAUGAGAAGAGAAGCAGCUUCUCUGAGAAUUCAGAAGCAGGCGCGGACGUAUAUAUGUCAAACAGCCUAUAAAAAUUUGUGUAUUUCAGCUGUUUAUAUUCAGACUGAGUUGCGUGCAAUGGCUGCUCUAGUUGAACUUCAGUACAGGAAGAAGAGACAAGCGGCAAUUAUUAUUCAAAGUCAAAUCAGAAGAUGUCUGUGUCGUCGUCGGUAUUUAAGAAUGAAGAAAGCAGCUAUUACCACUCAGUGUGGCUGGAGAGUAAAAGUUGCACGCCGAGAAUUGCGGAAGCUUAAAAUGGCUGCUAAGGAAACAGGAGCCCUCCAAGAAACUAAUACUAAGUUAGAGAAGGAAUUAAAAGAACUCACUUCAAUCUUAGAGCUUGAGAAACAGAUGAGGAUGGAGCUUGAGGAAGCCAAAAAUCAAGAAGUGGAAGAAUUGAAAGCAGCUUUAAAUGAUAUGAAACUUCAGCUGGGGGAAACUCAAGAAACCAAAAGCGAAGAGAUCUUGAAGUUGCAGUCCGCUUUACAGGACAUGCAAUUAGAAUUUGAAGAACUUGCUAAGGAUCUAGAGAUGACGCAUGAUCUUGCCGCAGAAAAUGAAAAUCUCAAGGAGUUGGUGAGCUCAUUACAAAGGAAAACUGAUGAAUCCGAGACCAACUAUGAAGAAACAGGUAAGCAAAGUGAAAAACAAGAGGUUCCCGUCAUUGACAAUGAUGUCAUCAUAAAACUUGAAGCUGAAAAUCAACAACUAAAGGCGUUGGUCAGUUCAUUGGAGGAGAAAAUAGAUGCCUUAGACCGAAAACAUGACGAAACAAGCUCACACAUCACAGAGCAGUUGAAGGAGAGCGCUUCAUCUGAUUAUGAGAUUGUGAGUGAUCUUGCAGCUGAGAAUGAACGUCUCAAGGCACUGGUGAGUUCGUUAGAGAAGGAAAAGGAGGGUGCACACAUGAUUAAAGAAGAGAGUUCAACUGAGGAUAUUGAUAAUGAAAUGACCAAAAAACUUGCUGCUGAAAACAAAGAACUAUUUGAUCUGGUAGAUUUGUUGGAAAAGAAAAUAAUUGAAACAGAGAAUAAGUAUGAGGAAGCAAGUAGACUUUGUGAAGAGAGGCUUCAGAAGGUUGUAGACACAGAGAAUAAGUAUGAGGAAGCAAGUAAACUUUGCGAAGAGAGGCUUCAGCAGGUUGUAGAGGCAGAGACAAAACUAAUCGAGUUAAAAACAUCCAUGCAAAGGCUUGAGGAAAAGGUAUCUGACAUGGAGACAGAAGACAAGAUUCUCCGGCAGCAAGCACUAGCUCAUUCAGCUUCCCGGAAAAUGUCUUCUCAGAUGUCAUUUACAGGACCUCCGCCAAUGGAGAACGGACAUCAUGCAUCAUUGGCUCCUAUACCAUCAAGAAGGUUUGGGACAAUUUCUUUCAGGCGAUCUCGGAUUGAACGACAACCCCAUGAAUACGUUGACGUCCUUAUCAAGUUUGUUUCACAAAAGGUCGGAUUCAGCCAUGGGAAGCCUGUUGCGGCGUUCACAAUAUACAAAUGUCUCAUACACUGGAAAGUAUUCGAAGCAGAGAAGACCAGUAUCUUUGAUCGUAUGGUUCCUGUUUUUGGUUCUGCUAUUGAGAAUCCGGAAGACAAUGAUCAUUUGACCUAUUGGCUAACAAACACAUCUACGCUACUGUUCUUGCUUCAAAGAAGCUUGAAAAACCAUAGCACAAGCAGUGCAAGUCCGAGGUUACCUCCUCAGCCGACUUCAUUUUUUGGUAGGAUGACACAGGGUUUCCGUUCACCCUCUUCGGGAAGCCUUUCAGGAGACGUAGUGCAACAAGUAGAUGCUAAAGUUCCGGCUUUGCUUUUCAAGCAGCAGCUCACAGCUUACGUUGAAACGAUAUAUGGAAUAGUGCAAGAGAAUGUGAAGAGAGAAUUAGAGCCCGUGCUCUUGUCAUGCAUUCAGGGACUGAAAGAUUCAUCAAAUGAGCCCUCUUCAGAUGACUUACCAGCUCAGUCAUCUGAACAGAACUCACCAGCAAAGCCAUCUGAAGAUAAGAUUCCACCAGAAAAGCUGCCUGAAGGUAGUUCACCAGAAAAGCCGUCUGAAGAGGACCCACAUGCAAAGAUAUCUGAAGAGAAUACACCGGCAAAACCAUCAGCAGACAAUGCACCAGAGGAAACUUGGCAAGGCAUCAUAGAUCUAUUGAACCGGCUUCUCGGCACAUUGCAGAAAAACUACGUUCCUCUGUUUCUUGCUCAGAAGAUAUUCAGCCAAACAUUCCAAGGCAUCAACGUUCAAGUCUUUAACAGCCUCAUGCAACAAGAAUGCUGUACAUUCAACAUGGGCAAAAGGGUGGAUGCUUUCUUAAAUGAACUAGAGGCAUGGUGUAGCCUAGCAACUGAAGAGUUUGUAGGGUCUUCAUGGGAUGAACUCAAACACACAAGACAAGCAGUGGUGCUCCUGGUUACAGAACAAAAGUCGACAAUUACAUAUGAUGAUCUUACCACUAACCUCUGCCCGGCUCUUAGUACUCAGCAAUUGUAUAGAAUAUGUACCCUCUGCAAAAUUGAUGACGACAAGGAUCAGAAUGUAUCUCCGGACGUGAUUUCCAAUUUGAAACUUCAAAUUACAGAUGAAGACGAAGACAGCCGUUCGUUCUCGUUAGACAAUGAUUCCAGCAUCCCCUUUGCAGCCGAUGAGAUCUCCAACUGUAUGCAAGAAAAGGAGUUUACCAAUGUAAAGGCAGCGGUCGAACUCGCUGAUAACCCUAACUUCCACUUUCUAAAGGACUGAGACCUAUUUGGUCCGUUCUUCAUCUGACAACUGAAAUUGUACAGUAUUCCUUUACUCCCUCGCACAGAUUUACGCUACGUAGAAUCCUACAGGUUUCGUCAAUAGGGGUUUCAGAGGGCAUCUUGAACUUACGUCUCUCCUGAUUUGAUUCUUACGUGUUCAUUCUCUUCAGGGAGGUUAGGUUAAAGCAGACAAUAUUUUACUUGUGUGGCAAGAAACAUCUCUAUGUACAACUAAUUUUUUGUAAUCGGUUUUUUAACCUUUUUGUUAUUGGAGAAAUAUUGAUAGAGACCCUUACUGGGGGUUCACACACAAUAUUGGCAUUACCAUAUUUUUAAAUUUGUAUGAUUUUGCAUUUUUUUGGUUGUA
Molecule: messenger RNA, 5757 nt
Organism: Brassica oleracea var. oleracea
Lineage: Eukaryota; Viridiplantae; Streptophyta; Magnoliopsida; Brassicales; Brassicaceae
Product: myosin-10-like
Exons: 42
Coding region: 292-5388 (1698 amino acids)
Biological process (GO): actin filament organization; vesicle transport along actin filament
Cellular component (GO): cytoplasm; myosin complex; actin cytoskeleton
Molecular function (GO): microfilament motor activity; actin filament binding; ATP binding
Source: RefSeq, a predicted model, not a curated record